UCUUGAUUUGACCCGAAAACAAAAAUAUCCAUCUCACAAUAUCCACUUCCUUCUCAACCUCGCAAUUCAAUCUUCUCCAUCUUCCAUUGUUAGGGUUCGUCGAAGGGGGAUUAUAAUCGAAUCGAAUUGAAUUGAAUUGAAUUUGAUUCUUCAUAUUUAGAUCACUUUCAAUCAAUCAAGAUGUACGGAUUCGAAGCUAUGACCUUCAACAUUCAUGGUGGUUACCUCGAAGCGAUCGUCAGAGGCCACAGAUCUGGUUUGUUGACCGCUGCGGAUUACAACAAUCUUUGUCAGUGUGAAACCCUUGAUGACAUCAAGAUGCAUCUAUCUGCCACCGAAUACGGGCCUUAUCUUCAAAACGAGCCUUCACCGUUGCAUACAACUACAAUUGUAGAGAAAUGCACCCUUAAGUUGGUUGAUGAGUAUAAGCACAUGCUAUGCCAAGCCACUGAGCCUAUGUCAACCUUCUUAGAGUAUAUAACAUACGGUCACAUGAUUGACAAUGUGGUCCUGAUUGUUACUGGAACCUUGCAUGAGAGAGAUGUUCAGGAACUGCUAGAGAAAUGCCACCCUUUGGGAAUGUUUGAUAGUAUUGCUACCCUGGCAGUUGCUCAGAAUAUGCGUGAGCUUUAUAGACUGGUGCUCGUGGACACACCACUUGCUCCUUACUUCUCCGAGUGCAUCACGUCAGAGGAUUUGGAUGAUAUGAACAUUGAGAUUAUGAGAAAUACUCUUUACAAGGCAUAUCUUGAGGAUUUCUACCGGUUUUGCCAGAAAUUAGGCGGUGCAACAGCUGAAAUCAUGUCUGAUCUUCUAGCAUUUGAGGCCGACAGGAGAGCUGUUAAUAUCACUAUAAACAGCAUUGGAACGGAGCUUACUCGAGAUGAUCGUAGGAAGUUGUAUUCUAGUUUUGGUUUACUUUACCCCUAUGGCCACGAGGAACUUGCUGUUUGUGAGGACAUAGAUCAGGUGCGUGGUGUGAUGGAGAAAUACCCUCCUUACCAGCCAAUAUUCUCCAAAUUAUCCUAUGGAGAGAGCCAGAUGCUCGAUAAGGCAUUCUAUGAAGAGGAGGUGAAGCGACUCUGCUUAUCUUUCGAGCAGCAGUUUCACUACGGCGUGUUCUUCGCAUACAUGCGACUCCGAGAGCAGGAGAUCAGAAACUUGAUGUGGAUAUCGGAAUGCGUUGCUCAGAACCAGAAAUCCCGGGUUCAUGACAGCGUCGUUUUCAUAUUUUAAUUUGGCAACAUUUUAUGUAUUAUAUAAUAUUCGAUCAUUUCAUUUCAUUCCUUUCCUCCAGAAUGCUGCAAACUGGUUCGCAAAAUAAGUGUUGAUUUUUGUUGGUCAAAAAAGUUGUGUGUAGUUAUAAACUGCUGCUUCUCUCAAGGUGAGCUUUCAAUUUGUUAAGAGGAUAAUGUUAUAAGCCAUUUGUAUGAUUUCUUUCUCUCAAAUAAUGGUCAGAGUGUUGUAUA
This is a messenger RNA of Cynara cardunculus var. scolymus (artichoke), 1469 nucleotides long. RefSeq names its product V-type proton ATPase subunit d2. Gene Ontology annotation, biological process: vacuolar acidification; proton transmembrane transport; vacuolar transport. The coding region runs from base 181 to 1236 and encodes 351 amino acids. Gene Ontology annotation, molecular function: proton-transporting ATPase activity, rotational mechanism. The transcript has 10 exons. Gene Ontology annotation, cellular component: vacuolar proton-transporting V-type ATPase complex; proton-transporting V-type ATPase, V0 domain. NCBI's taxonomy places the organism in Eukaryota, Viridiplantae, Streptophyta, Magnoliopsida, Asterales, Asteraceae. The record is from RefSeq and is a predicted model, not a curated record.